AUGGAAUGCUUUUCAACCCAUGUACUUAAACCAAGGAAAGAAUCCAAGCGUAAAACUUUUUAUUCAGAUCAUCAAAAAAACUUUCAUCAUGUUAAGCAAGAGAAUAAAUGUCUCUGGGAUUGUGACUGUGAAGAUCUGCGACAAAUGACGACGAUGAAGAAAAGUUUUAGGCAACUUUCCACUGCUUUGAAACGCUUUCAACUCAUUUUUCAUCACAUUGAUUUUGUACCUGCCAAGGUGCGCCUACCUGUCAUGUUAUCAGAUUCAAUGGGUCUGUCGCUUGCUUGUCAAGAGACAACUACUGAAGAUCAAAAGAGAACUAGAGCGAGUGACAUCGAUUAA
Clunio marinus is the source of this 342-nucleotide messenger RNA. Lineage: Eukaryota; Metazoa; Arthropoda; Insecta; Diptera; Chironomidae. The record is from the annotation of a GenBank genome assembly.